This is a messenger RNA of Cantharellus anzutake, 523 nucleotides long. RefSeq lists its product as uncharacterized. The transcript has 4 exons. Bases 91 to 360 code for a protein of 89 amino acids. The record is from RefSeq and is a predicted model, not a curated record. NCBI's taxonomy places the organism in Eukaryota, Fungi, Basidiomycota, Agaricomycetes, Cantharellales, Hydnaceae.
ACCUGGUCAGAAACCUCCGGAACGCGCGCUGCACUCCAACAAAUCUUUCCUCUUUUUCCACCACCAUCCUCCCCUCCUCCUUCCUAUGUUAUGGUCAUCAGUUACGGCUCGCCCUUGGCCGUUGUAUUUCUUUUCUUGCAAUCCCAUUUUGCGCUGGCCCACGUUGCAUCGUGGGCCGUGUCCACUAAGUUGGUCGGGGCCGGGCACGUGCGACCUGGAGCAGUCCGUCUCGUUCUGCACUGCCGCAGGGCUGAUGGAUCGAUUUCCGGAAACGUGAGAACAUUACAUAAAGAGCUAUUAUUUUGCGCAUCCACGGAGCUCCUCCAACUGGAGUUCCCUCCUGAUACGCUUCCGCACUAAAUAGCGCUAUCGUGGCUCUGCCGCCCCAGCUGACAUACCGCUUAUAGCACAGGAAUGCACCAAAUCACCAUGGCCAACUACUGAUACACAGUUGUGAAGAGUACGAGGUCGAAAUCAUGUUGAUGAUUGAGAGGACCGAAGGUUCCCGUGCCUUGUCCACUAG